AUGUCUCAAUCUCAAGACAACCACGAAGUUGAGCUCGCUGCUGAUGACGGGGAUGAUCCCCGCUCAGAAAUCGGAAGUAGUAUUGCCUCCUCGAGAACCAGUCUUCGUGACUCCAUAAUCGAUUAUCGCAUUGAGAACGGCCGAUCCUACCAUCGUUACAAAGAAGGCAAAUACAAUCUCCCAAACGACGACCAGGAAAACGACAGACUUGAUUCAAACCAUCAGCUGUGGCUGAUCACUCUUGACGACAAACUCGGCGUCGCCCCGCCCUGCGAAAAGAAUGCGACUGUUGGUCGAGUACUUGAUGUCGGCACUGGCACAGGUAUCUGGGCUAUUGACUUUGGAGACGAACAUCCGGAAGCCGACGUUUAUGGGAACGACCUAUCCGCCGUACAGCCAACCCUAGUACCACCCAACGUCAAGUUUGAAGUUGAUGACAUUGAAGACGAGUGGACAUACUCUCGUCCAUUUGAGUAUAUCCACAGCCGGCUCAUGACUUCCAGUCUCAGCGACUGGCCCGUGUUCUUGAGACGUUGUUUCGAUAAUCUGGAGCCUGGGGGUUACCUCGAAUUGAAAGAAACCGACAUCAUUCCUCGUUCCGACGACGACACCCUCAAUCCCGCGCAUGCCCUUAUGAAAUGGGCUAACCUCCUUCUGGAGGCGUCAAUCAAGCUUGGACGGCCCUACAUGGAGAUCCCAAGUUUGAAGCAGCUCAUGAUUGAAGCAGGAUUUGAGGAUGUCACAAUGCACGUCUAUAAGUGGCCAACUAAUGGGUGGCCUAAGGACCCGAGAUACAGGGAGAUUGGCCUGUGGAACUACGAAAACACAAUGAUGGGCCUGGAAGGCUACACGAUGGCCCCCUUGACGCGCGCUCUGGAUUGGAUGCCAGCAGAGGUCGACGUCUUCCUCAUUGAUGUGCGUAAGGACCUCAAGGAUCGAAGCAUUCAUGCAUACUGGCCUCAAUACGCUAUCGUCGGCCGCAAGCCACAAAAGGAGGAGACGCCAGCGGCUGCUUGA
Colletotrichum siamense is the source of this 1017-nucleotide messenger RNA. Its product is annotated as Secondary metabolism regulator LAE1. The record is from RefSeq and is a predicted model, not a curated record. Gene Ontology annotation, molecular function: methyltransferase activity. The transcript has 9 exons. Lineage: Eukaryota; Fungi; Ascomycota; Sordariomycetes; Glomerellales; Glomerellaceae. Bases 1 to 1017 code for a protein of 338 amino acids.